ACGGACUAGGUCGAAAUUGGCACCGCGCGGAUGUUGUUUCCCCAUUCUGGUGUGUUAGAAUUGUUUUUACAUUGUAAACACUGGAUAUAGGUUAUUUCUUCGAAAUAUUUAAGGACCAAAGCCCAAAUCUGGAGCCCUGCGCUCACUCUCUCUUCUCAACAUCUGGCACCUAGCAUCCAACCCCUCUACUUUGUACCUACAGUACACCCUGAACUCCCCCUCUCUCUCUGUCUGUCUCUCUGUCUGUCUCUCUCUCUCUCUGCACCCACCCCUCCCAGCUCCCCCCUCAGUGUCCCUGAUGCGUAAGAACAGUAAGGUGACGCAGCGUGAGCACACCAAUGAGCAUGUCACAGAGUCGGUGGCAGACCUGCUCGCUCACGAAGCGCCGCUCGACUACAAGAACAGCUCUCUGAAUGUUGGAGGGGUCCCCGGGAAGAAGAUUGUUCUCGAGCCCCCCGAGAACGAUGGCCGCCCGGCCUGGAACAGCAAGCUUCAGUACAUUCUGGCCCAGGUGGGCUUCUCUGUGGGGCUAGGAAAUGUUUGGCGCUUCCCUUACCUAUGCCAAAAGAAUGGAGGAGGUGCCUACUUAGUCCCGUAUUUCAUCCUCCUCAUCCUCAUCGGCGUCCCGCUCUUCUUCCUGGAGCUGGCGGUGGGCCAGAAGAUCCGACGUGGGAGCAUCGGGGUGUGGAACUACGUGUGCCCCCACCUGGGCGGGAUAGGGGUGUCCAGUCUAAUGGUGUGUGGCUUUGUGGGGCUCUACUACAACGUCAUCAUCGGCUGGAGCAUCUUCUACUUCUUCCAGUCCUUCCAGUACCCACUGCCAUGGGCCGAAUGCCCUAUCAGGAGGAAUGGAUCAUUAUCCAUCGUGGAGCCUGAGUGUGAGAAAAGCUCAGCCACCACCUACUUCUGGUACCGCCAGACCCUGAACACCACCAGCACCAUCGCAGACAGCGGCGGCCUGAACGUCAAGAUGACCCUGUCUCUGCUGGUGGCCUGGAUCAUCGUCUGCCUGGCUGUCAUCAGAGGCAUCGCGUCCUCUGGGAAGGUGAUGUACUUCAGCUCGCUGUUCCCGUACGUGGUGCUCUUCUGUUUCCUGGUGAGAGGUUUGCUGUUGAAGGGUGCUGUCGAUGGCAUUGCACACAUGUUCACUCCCAAGCUGGAGAAGAUGCUGGAGCCCCAGGUGUGGAGAGAGGCAGCCACCCAGGUGUUCUUUGCCCUGGGCCUGGGCUUCGGUGGAGUUAUUGCCUUCUCCAGCUACAACAAGAUAGACAACAACUGCCACUUUGACGCCGUGCUCGUCUCCUUCAUCAACUUUUUCACCUCCAUCCUUGCUACUCUGGUUGUUUUCGCUGUGCUGGGCUUCAAGGCAAACCUAAUGAACGAGAAGUGUGUCAUAGAGAAUGGAGAGAAGAUGCUUGGCUACCUGAACUCUAACGUGCUGAGUCAUGACCUCAUUCCGCCACACGUGAACUUCUCCCAGCUGUCCACAGUAGAAUAUGCUGAGAUAUACGGUGUCAUCAAGACGGUGAAGGAGGGCAGCUUCGCUGAGCUGGGCCUUGACCCCUGUGUCCUGGAGGAUGAGCUCAACAAGUCUGUGCAAGGUACAGGCUUGGCUUUUAUUGCCUUCACCGAGGCCAUGACUCAUUUCCCAGCUUCUCCCUUCUGGUCUGUCAUGUUCUUCUUCAUGCUCAUCAAUCUGGGCCUGGGCAGUAUGAUCGGCACUAUGACAGGCAUCACCACGCCCGUCCUCGACACCUACAAGGUCCAGAAGGAGCUUUUCACAGUGUGCUGCUGCAUCAUAGCCUUUUUCUGUGGCCUGCUCUUCGUCCAGCGCUCUGGGAACUACUUUGUCACCAUGUUUGAUGACUACUCCGCUGGUCUGCCUCUCACUAUCGUGGUCAUCCUGGAGAAUGUGUCAGUGGCCUGGAUCUACGGCACCAAGAGGUUUAUGCAGGACCUGGAGGACAUGUUGGGUUUCCGGCCCCACGCCUUCUAUUUCUACAUGUGGAAGUACGUCUCCCCUUGUUGUCUCAUCAUUCUCAUCACAGCUACCGUUAUCGAGAUGGCCAUCAGCCCUCCAGGGUACAACGCAUGGGUAGAGGAACUGGCUCAGGAGCGUUUCCAGAGCUACCCUCCCUGGGCAUUGGCCAUGUGCUUUUCCCUCAUCGUGGUGGCCAUGCUUCCUCUCCCCAUCGUCUUCAUCGCCCGCCACUUCAACCUGAUGACCGACGGCUCCAACAAGCUGUCCGUCUCCUACCGCAAGAGCAUGAUGAAGGACAUCUCCAAUCUGGAGGAGGUGGAUGAGACGCGCUUCAUCCUGGGAAAAAACCCAGGAGAGACGCCCUCGCCUAAGCCCCCAUCCCGAGCCUACCUGGGCCCCCCGGGCACCAACCCCCUGGAAAACCCCAACUCCCUGUCCCCCAACAGCUGCUAUGGGACAGGCUACCAGAACGCCAUCAGCCCCACAACCCCCACCACCCCUGUCACUCCCACCACCACUGAGUCCGACUCAUGAUCACUGUCCAUCUUCUUCAUGUCCCUCACCCUAGCCUGACCCUAAACCCCUAAUGAUCUCUCCCUCCUAGGCCAUCUCACCCUCAACCCUACAGAGUCUCACCACCAGGGGGUGCUGCAGCGCUGCCCAAAACACCACAACCACCACCCUCACAUGCUCUGAGUGACCCUUAUCGCAGGACAGCCCUCUCCCCCUCUCCGCUCCUCCCCAGCCCCAAAGGUUAGAUUUUACUGCAGCAGGGGUGGCUGCCACACAGGCCUCUGCUUUGAUAAGGAACCACAUGUUCAGGUGUCUGAGAUGUUGCAGUGGUAUGUAUCAAUCCCUACUGGAGGGUAUGCAAUGCUGGACAUGCAGUAUGUUUUGGUCUAGAUCAGGGUUCCCCAAUAGGUGGCCCGCAUGUGAUUUUAUUUUGCCCCCCAAUUUCUCAGAGCUAUUUUUUUUCUCCAAAUAUUUUCAUUGUUGGACAUAAAAGACUGUAAAAUCAUCAGGAAAUCAGCUCAAAGUGAUUUUAAUUUAGGAUGUCUGUUCCCAAGUAUUCCCACGCAUAAAUAGAAAGGCAUAUUUGAUCAUAUCCCAAUGUAAUCAAGGUUUGAAAUUAUUCUGUUUUUGUCAAAUACUAUAUCUGUUUGGGAUUCUUGCAGUCAAUUUGCAGUGUACAAAUUAUUUAUAACUAUGUUCCGGCUCCCCGACCAUCCGCUCAAGGAAUAAUCGGCCCACGGCUGAAUGUAAUUGGACCCCUGGUAUAGAUGUUUUUAGAGUGGUAGGAGAAGAGGCUCAAUAGAAAUGGACCCAAGAAAAUAACAUAUUUAUUUCCCCCCUCACAAAUAUUGAUAGGUAAUAAUAAUGACACUAUAAAGUACGAGAUUGACAGUAACCUAAUAACCUCAUAACAGGUUAACAUUUGCAUAAUAUUUGGCCCCUAGGGAGUGUUAUAUGGUCUGCUUUUCAUGCUUAUUGUAGACAGAGGUCAGGGGAAUGUAGAGGAACCUCAUAUUUACAUUGCCAUUAAGUGACAACUGAAUGUGAGUAGCUAUAUAUGUUUGUUGCAGGUUUGAAGCCUUUGAAACUUUGCAGUUCUCCAUGUCAGUCCUCUAUAUCAUAUUAUAGCCAUAGAGUGUGGUUAUGCUUUCCCUUUAUUUUAUGUGGAACAUUUCCUUGUAAUUUAGUGUGCCACUGAAGCACUUGAGUGAACCACUGCUCUUGACACACCACUUUUCGCUUCAAUGCUAUACCUGCUUCAGCUAAAAGUGUUUAGAGGCAGGAACAAUAUUGUUUGGCAUUGGUUACAAUGCCAACAGUCCAGAGGGCUCUGUAUAUUUUUGAAAGAUUAUGUGCAAGGCUGCUGUAAAGCCACUGUCUUCAUUGUCUAUUUGC
Coregonus clupeaformis (lake whitefish) is the source of this 3889-nucleotide messenger RNA. RefSeq names its product sodium-dependent neutral amino acid transporter SLC6A17-like. The transcript has 12 exons. Gene Ontology annotation, cellular component: plasma membrane; synaptic vesicle. The record is from RefSeq and is a predicted model, not a curated record. Gene Ontology annotation, biological process: sodium ion transmembrane transport; proline transport; glycine transport. NCBI's taxonomy places the organism in Eukaryota, Metazoa, Chordata, Actinopteri, Salmoniformes, Salmonidae. The coding region runs from base 299 to 2515 and encodes 738 amino acids.